GGGGCGCGGUGGAGCUGUUGUUUCCCGGGACGGGUCCCGGCCUGUGACCGGGGGCAGAGCCUCCCCCGCGCCUCACGGUGGCACCGCCCCCGGUUCCCCGCGCUGCCCGCAUCGCGAUAGUCGGGGCCGGCGGAGGAGCCGGUGCGGGGCUCCAGGCCGGCGCUAGAGACAAAACAUCGGCAAAGCCCUGAACAGGUCCCGGGUUUCCCCCUGUGGACCGGUGGCACCUGUGGCGAGGCGGCGUGUGGAGCGUUUCAAAGCGGAAUGUUUUGAUUUAAGCUGAAGUAUAGGUAACUAACCAAAGAAGUUAUGAAUAACAUCCGUGGUCUAAAGUUGUCGGACAUGAACUGUAUUUUCUUUCAUUUGGCUUCUUUGACCAAGCAGGGAAAGUGCAAUAAUCUCUAUAGAUCUUACGCAGGAUAUUGCCGAAUUCAAGCUAGUUGUACACGACGCAGAUGCCAAAGGCUGAAUUUGAGUGGAAAUACUAGAAUCUGUUUUUUGACUGGAAGCCCUGACUGCUAUACGAGCCUCCUCUGUAAAGGACAGAGGUGUCUUUUGAAUGCCUCAAAUACAAAAGUACACAAGAAUGCACACCACAAUUUAGGAAGUUUUUGUUUCCAGUCCCCUCAGCCAUUCUGGGAGAAGACUGCAUCCCUCCAGAUCAGUUCUGUAGGGCAACUCCCACAGCGUUUUUCUAUUUGGAACAUUCAGAGCAUCAGAUCUUUUCGCACAUCACCGUCAUUUCAGGCUGUACCUUUUCCCCUUUUCUGGAUUAUUGUUAAGCCAAUUCAGAAACUAUUUGCUAUCCUUCUUGGCAGGAGCAUAAGAAAUUGGUGGAAGGCACUUCCUCCUAAUAAGCGGGAACUUUUUAAAGAAAGUGCAAGGAAGAAUAAAUGGAAGAUACUCCUGGGUGUUGGUAGCUUGGGAGUUUUAUUUGUCGUGUUUUAUUUCACUCAUUUGGAGGAGACACCCAUUACUGGGCGCCCUCGACUGUUGGUGUUUGGAAAAGAGCAUUUCAGAGAACUGUCAGAGAUAGAAUAUGUUAUGAGGAUGGAGGAAUUCGAAAGUAAAAUAUUGCCCGAGACAGAUGCACGCCAUCAGGUUGUGGAGGCAGUUUUUGGUCAUUUAUCUGAAAGCAAUGAGGACAUCCCACAAAUCUCGGCACUCAAGUGGGUGAUCCACGUGGUAGACGAACCAGGUGUAAAUGCUUUUGUGCUUCCAAAUGGCCAAGUAUUUGUUUUCACUGGAUUGCUAAAUGCAGUUUCUGAUCUUCAUCAGCUGUCUUUUAUUUUGGCACAUGAAAUAGCUCACGCUGUCCUGGAACAUGCAGCAGAGAAAGCCAGCCUGGUUCAUUUAUUGGAUUUUCUAUCACUCAUCUUCCUCACUAUGAUUUGGGCCAUCUGUCCUCGUGAUAGUUUGGCAGUUUUUGGCCAGUUGAUUCAGAGCAAAUUGAAGGAGUUUAUGUUUGACAGACCAUACAGCAGAACAUUGGAAGCUGAAGCUGAUAAAGUGGGACUUCAGUUUGCAGCAAAGGCUUGUAUGGAUGUAAGAGCAAGCAGUGUAUUUUGGCAACAAAUGGAAUUUGCAGAAGCCAUUCAAGGGCAGCCCAGGUUACCAGAGUGGCUCUCCACACACCCUUCUCAUGAAAAUAGAGCUGAACACUUAGACCGGCUUAUCCCAGAGGCUCUUAAAAUAAGGGAGAGCUGCAAUUGCCCAUCUCUUUCUGGACCAGAUCCUCGCCUCGUUUUCAGACUUAAUAUGCAACACCUCCUGGAAUUGUCUAAAGGUCAAGAAACCCCAAAUUCUACAAAGCAAGAUCUCUCUAACCCCAAACUGGAUUUUCCUCACAUUCGAAAAGUUGUAGAUAUGCCAGUAACUUUUACAGUUAAACCUACAAACUAAUGAUAAUAAUUUUCACUUUUUAUGAAGCUUGUGGUCCCUGAACAUCUGUCUUAUAAUGCAAAUUUGUCUUUGAGCCAUAAAGAAGAUGUAGGCACUCAUAUUCUGUGUUUCUUUUAUGUGAUCUCUCACUCAAAGCAAUAAGGAACCAUGCCUACACAUGAAGGAGCAGUGUGUUGGAACAGAAAGUUUCUUAUUCAUCAAGAGUUACUAAAAUAAAUCACUUCUCUGGGGAAAAAUAAUCUUGUACAAUCCAGUCACACAGUGUAAUUUUCACCUUUAUCAGGCUCACCUUGAUCAGAGGACAGAUGAGCCAGAAGCGUCCCUAAAGCAGAGGAAAAAGUACAAUUUUCAUCACUUAAGUUGUCUGGUUUAUCUUGCUGUAAUUUGGGUUAGAUCUGUUCAGCAUCAUUUGAGAAAUAAUGAGGAGUCCUUACCACCCAUUCCACAUAUAGUGUGCUUAAAAAUAUUAAGCUGAGAUGUGGUAAUAGCCUAUGGGCUAGAUACACCCCCACUUAAUUAGGUGGAUUUACUGCUGGGAUUUUUCUUCUUUCUGAGGCAUUUUAGAAUAUGGAUUGAUUCAACAUUUUUCUUCAAAGCAACCUGAAAGGGUUGCAGAAGGUUCAAUUUAGAAAAGGAGUUAAAUAAUUUUCAAGGAAUUCUUUCUUCUGAAAGAAGCACUUUGUAAGAAUCAUAGUUUGUAGGCCUAGAAUGCUUUGCAAGGAUGGCUGUUGUCUUUUUCAGAUGAUAAGGGCUCUUCGUCAGAGGGCAGUUUUACUGCAAUGACAUUUGAUUUGGAUACAUCCAUUUGGAUAGAUGAGAUUGCUGAUGUGGAAAUAUAUUAUAGAAUCAUAGAAUGAAUUGUUGAAUGGUUUGAGUUGGAAGGGACCUUAAAGAUCAUCUAAUUCCAACCCCCCUGCCGUGGGGCUAUUACGCAGUAGACAAAUACAACAAAGUUUCCUGACUGCACAGCUUUCACAGCUGUGCCUUAUCCUAAAAGGUGACUUCUCUUCAGAAACUGGCAUCUACUGCUGAGCAUCCCCGCUGCCCCCAAGGCCCCUGAAGCCACACAUACUAUCUUGGAGGGCAAUAUGCACAAUAUAGGUAAAGCUCUGUCUUUCCUGAUGGACUAGUCAGUAUAGCCAGCAUGGUAAUCUUUAUUUGCAACUGUUUGAGUCACCUUUGCUCUGCAGUUGAUGAGAAUAUUGAAAUUUUGAUCUUGCAGGAAAACAUAGAAUGAGGCAGCAGUGAAUGAAAAUAAAAAGGGAACACCUAUUCCUUUAUCUUGUUAAGUUGUACUUGCUAUUAGUCAUUUUAUUACUUGUAAUAAAACAAAAAUCUGAUUUGUGUAUGGUAGAACUUUACAUGAAAGGGACAGUCAAAAUAUUUUAGUGUAUUGUGUUUUGAAACGUUCUUUUUUUUUUUUUAUAUGGAGAGAGGCAGACUUUAUCAUAUUUCGUCAAUUAAAUCAGAACGGAAGCUUUUAAAAAGGAAAAGAAAUAAUCUAUUCAAUGCUGUCAAUGAAUAUGGUUGGAAAAAAAGAUUGUGAAACAAGUAGUUUCUUUACUUCAGUUGAUGAAGGGUCCUUUGAGAAACACCGCCAACUGCCUAACUUAUCUCUAUUCAGAGGUAAGUUGAUGUAUCUGUAAUGUUGAUGAGUCUAGAUCUGAUUAUAUAGGUCUAGGUUGGCUGCAUAUCCCUCACAAGUUGGUUUUGUGCUCAGUGUUACUGGCAAGAGGCAGAAGGUCCAGCCUGACCGUUAUUCAUCCAUCCAUUUUUAUUUUUAGUGACAGGACUUUUUGUAACAGACAUUCAGUGAUGUGUUGAAGCAUUUGGACAUUGUCACCGGAAGGUAAACAGUAAAAUACACUGUGUAGAUUUCCCUGUAGAUUUAUAGUUUAUACUGAAACACCAAGACCCCUGCUGCUGCUUCUCUCACGCUCCAGUGUCAAAGCUUGUUUUGUUAUCCAGGGCUCCCAGCUGAUAUGCAGCUUGAUGGUUGUGCCUGCUAGGACUAAGGAGAACACAGAAGAGUUUUUGUAACAUUCAAGAUGGAAGGAUGGGACUACACAAGUUUCACAUUUCUACUGUCCAUUUUAAUUGGCUAAAAUAUUGCAGUGGAAUGCUGGAGCUGCAAUUUUUAAGUUCACCACGGGAAAUCACUUUUAAUUUUUUUGUAAAUGGUCUUAUAACUAUGAUCAUCAUGAUGUGAGAGGAAAUGUUUCAAGGGAGAGGUAAUAGCUUAUAUUAAAUCGACAAAGGGCUUAUGUGCUUUGUCCAGCUAUACUGGUCUGAUAAAACUUCUUUCUUCUUACGAACAUUAUGUACGCAUGCACACACAUACGUGUGUGUGUGUAUGAAGUAUGUACACAAACACAAGAACAGGGCCUGUACACUAAGCCAUUACAGUUUUAAAAAUGGGAUGUUGAAAAUUACAGUUUUUACUUUGCAUCUUGAACUACCCGUAAUAUUUUUCUCAAGUGCUUUGGGAGGGGUUUCUUUUUACUUCUCUUUACUGUCUGACUCGGAAAAUGCCUAAUGCUCAUCUGGCUCUCGGAGGGCACUUUUUCCUUUAAUUGUCAGAAUACUGUACAGUACAUCUUGCUAUGUUGUUACAGUACUUUCUUUUUCUUUCUUCCACAGAAAAAUGUUGCUUGCCUAGGUCUGACAAGUCAUAGUAAAAAUUGCACUUUUAAAAUUAAAGAACAUCUACACACAACUUAAAAUUAUUAUAUUACUAUAAAUAAUUAUGUAUAAAACUAUAAUAGAUUAUAAUAAUAUAACUUUAAAAUAUAUCUCAUAGAAAAUGCUAUGGUUAUAUGCUUAUUGCAGAAACUUUCACUGUAGCAACUUCUCACUGCAAUUGUUUAACUUAGUGUGUUACAAGAAAAAUAUAUCUAGAAGUGGUGUUGAAGGAAUUCAGUACUUGAAAGGCACAAGUCAUACAAGAGGGGGAAGAGGGGGAAUAGUGGCUGAAGUGAAGAAAAGGUAAGAUAGGUCAGUAAAAAUGCGCCUGCAUUUCCACCAUCAAUACUGCAUGCUGUACUCCACAGCUUCCAGUUGAAAGACUAAGUAUAUAGUACAUAUUUCACCAAAUCUCUUAAUGCGUUUACGGUAGUGGGAGUAUUGAGAGAUUUGGUAAGCAAGAGAUAAGCAUUCAAGGCACUCUUCUAAUAAGCAUUGCUCCUCCUAACUUUUGGUUUGUCAUGUUUACUGUUUUGGGGAAUUGUUUUUUGGCUUGAAAUGCAUACAUGCCAGGAAAGCAAAGCAAACAGCUGUUAGAAGGCUCUUUGUUCUUGGAUUCUAUUUGUAGUCAUCAAAAGAGAACAAUCCUGCAAGCUUGGUGCUUUUUUCAUAUAUCGUGUAGGCUGCCACAGCUUUGGGUUUUUUUUCAGUGUGGUGUUGAUAUCUAAGUACACCAGCUCAAAAAACUAUUUCCAAUGUAAUGGUCUGUUGUAAGCUAUUUUACUGCCUUCAAGAUUCUUUCUGCUGAAAAUCCUUGUUUUUCCAUAUCUGGGUAGCUUUUGAAGGGGGAACGGGAUGGUCAUAAGAUAAGCCUUCACUGUCAGCAGUAUGCUGUGGCUUCUUUGGUUUCCAAUCCAUAUUGCUGACUGUUGUUUAGUUGCCCUCAGUAAGGACUGAUCUUAAUAACAUGCAUUUCUAGAUCAUUUGAAACAUGUCAUAGAUACUAUUUAAGUGUUUCCAUAGUACUUGCACAGGUGAACUGUUGAACAGUUUUAUUGGACUUACCGAAGGUCAGUAAGACAGGGAUUUCAGCAAAGCUUUGCAGGAGAUCAGUGAAUUAUUAGGUUUAUACAGUUUGGCACCUUUAGAUGUGUAUCUGCAGAGACUGGAUGUACCUGUACGCAUACUUGACUAAGAAAUAGUUGUUUGUUCUUGACAUAGUUAUUUUUUAACUACUUUUUUCUGUUGUGUAAAGUGGUUAUUGUUUGUUCACUGCCUGUCAUCAUUAAGGUGCUGAUGUGUAAAUCGAUUGUUUAACCUCAAAUUCGCCCUUCCACCACAAAAUCAGAGUUUGUUGUGUAUUUACUGUUACAUAAGCUGUGAGGUAACUCUGCAUAAAAGUUGUCUACAUUUCUUCUUUUCCUUUGCCCCCUGCCCCAUCUCUUUCUUGUGUUGCAGGUGUCUCUGCUAGAAGCGGCAUGGGCUGCUGAGAGAGGAAUCAGGAUAAGCAAAAUGGACUCUUAAAUAAGUCAAGUAAAAGAUGGAGUUGAACAUUCUGCCUGUGAUAAUUUUAUUACUGGGGUUGGCAAUUGUUGGCAGACCCAUAAAGAGAACUGACUGAUGUCAGUGUCCCUCAUUGCUGCCUACGUAUAUUGCAGGCAUCCAGCAUAUGUGCUGUUUGAUCUCAUGGAGCCUAAGGCUACAUGCCAAAAAUAGGCCUUGCACAGUAUUCCUGGCCACCUUGCUCUGGCUGGGCUGGUUAAAGGCUGCUGUUCUUAGGACGAGCCAGGGGCUCUUACCUCUGAUUUAUGAAUGGAUGCAGAGAAUUGUUGUCUCCAGCACAUAAAUUCAUUAUAACAAUUAAACUAAGCUGAAAUUGAACCUGUUGACCUGGAAGUGAAUGGCUCCAUAACAUUUCAUUAAUCCUUUGAGAUGUUUAAUUCUUGCUAAUUUGAUAUUUCAGAUACAAUCUUCUCUACACAUAUAAUGGCUUAAUUAGUAUACAUUACAUGAUAUCUCUUCACACUACAGCAUGUACUGUAUUUAUCCACUAGAAAAGUAAUUCAGUAGAGCUCAAUUAUAAUACAUUGACUAGAGCAUAAAACUUGCAAAGGAUAUGUGCAGUAGUCACUAGAUUUGAGGCAUAAACAUUUUCAAGCAGUCUUCUAUUUGUUCAUAUCAAUCACCUUUUAAAAAUGAUGUUCCUAAACCUUUUGUUACAGCUUACUAAAAUAUUUCAAUUUAAAAUGGGAUUCCGGCAAUACUGGAUUGAUUAGCAAAUCAUAACCAACAUCUGGUGGGACAACAGUUGAUAGAAACCCAAUGUGUAACUUCGUCACCUGUGUAAUAUUCUUAAUACAGUCUUUCAUAUUGUUGGAGACCAGGAGAACAGAUGUGAAAAUACAUGUUUGAAAAAUAACUUUCCAUUUGAUAUGGUUGUCUUCUGUAGUUUAAUCUGAUAGAAACACUGCUGGCUGACAGCAGUUCUUGGUGAUAAAGCCCAAUUUAUAUGUUAAACAAAUUUAUUUUGUAGCAUUUUGCUUGCAAAUCUUUUAGCUGAAGGUACCUCUUUCAGCUCCGGGUAACAGUUCAGGACAGCAGCUCCAGCUGGAACUGCAGGGAACAGGCAAAGGGGAAGGUAAUAAGUCUUCGGAAUCUGGUCAUUUUGCUGCUGCCUUCCUGUAAAAGUCAGUGGAGGCACAGAUACAAAGGAGCUCUGAUAACUUAUCUUAAAACCAGUUCAUGUAAGUAGUGGAAGUAGAAAAUUUUGCUUGUGGCAUAUGCUGUGUGAUCAGAGUUGCCCGCUUUUUCCUUCAGCUUCAACUGGCAUGUAGUUCUUCAUGGGAAAGCUGUGUUUGUUAUGACUGUAUUGGGACAGCCGUUUGAUUGUUCUGCCUUUCAUUUCUAAUGACAGGUACAAAGACUGUUUUCCAAGGUGAGUUCAAUUAAAAUGGUAACAUUUGGGUUUUUUUCUUACCCAUUCAUGAAUGACAUUGUGGUCAAGGCCCAUAAAUUUCUCUCAGGUUCUUACCAUGCCUUUUUUACACAAUUCAAUGUAAAAAAUUCAUCAAGUGCCAUGGAAGUAGGAUGAACAAACCAAUGUUUCAACAUCAAGACAGCGUAAAAAAAGGUGUAAGGCAAUACAAAAUGUAGACAAUGAAGUUGGUUUUCUUUUGUCAGAUCAGUGUGCACAGAAUAGUACCAGAAUUUAGAUGACUCCUGCCCCAACCCAGAUGCUCCCCUUCCUACCACUGUGCAGUCUGAGACUUGAGGUAAUUAAAUUUAUAUUGUUUUCCCUUCAAGCAACACGGAUCUAUAUUGUAUAUUUGGAUUCUAGAGAAUCAGAGUUCCUUAUUCCUGCCUGGGAUACCUUGUCAUCAGAUUUAUCCCAUUCAUAUAUGGAAUAAAAAAUGAAGGAGUAAAUGAGGAAGACUAAUGUAGCAAAGUUGCAGCAGUGUGAUUGUUAGCCACGAGAUGGCAGCUGGGCUGCCUGAGCUGGUCUUGAAACUGAUGCAUUUGCAACACCUUCAUUUUUAGUCUUGCUUUGGUAAACUAUCAAGGUGAUUUUCCCUUUUAGUGCUAACUGCAGUGACUCUUCCCUGGAGUAAACUUGAAACAUCAUCUUUGUGAGCCAGUGAAUCUCAUGCGGUUCUGUUGAAGGCUUUCAGUUCUUCUUUAUCUGGAUAGCAGAUGACUUCACAGAAAGCUGCUGUCUAGCAAGCAUUACUUUCCUUUAGUACAGAUGAUCAGAAAGGAGUGACAGACUGAGUGAAAAAUUGUACAUGCCAAAAUUAAGCAUGCACCAUUGGAUUUACACUUAUAAUAGCCAAUUUUGAGCCAGUAUUGCAAAUCUGAUCUGCGUUCCUGCUACUGUAGGGUAACAAAUGAAGACACAACAUUUUAUUUUGGUGUUGACGGCAUGCUUGUCAUUGUCUAAUGAUCAAAGCAGGAUUUGGGGCAUAAGACAUAUGCUUCCACCUGUGUUUCUGAUGUCCUUUACAACCUGUCAGGGUGCAGUGAGAGUGAGGCUGCUCCAUGAGGGAAAGUGAGCCACGAGCUGAUGAUGACUGCAAUACUGUCUAAGUCAUCUCACAAGCAGGGUGAGCAGCAUAGGGUUGGUGCCACUGACUGUCCAGCAAUCAUCAGUCAAAUUCUAGGAGACAGGUCUGGUCCAAGGUCAGCGGGAGGCCCGGUAAAGAUGUCAGGAUCAGCAAGGGACAGAGCUGUGUAUGGGCUUACCUCCAGCAGAGCUCAUCAAGGCCUGGAGGCUGAGCUGAAAUGGAUCUCUGAGUGGUGGGUACUUGUGCAGAGUUCCCUGCUGAGGCCGGUCAGGACAAUUAAGGCCUGUUGGCCCAUCUGGGCUUUGGCAUACCCAUCCUGGGAUAGGAGAGCCUGUUUGACCGUAUAAUGUAAGAAUGGCAAAAUUCCUAGCUAAGGAAUGGAGGCUCCACAUUUCAAUUUCCUGUGAUGUCUUGCAGGGGUCACAUAGGUUUUUAGCAAGUUUCUCUUCUGUAACACAAGAAUGUGAGAGAAUAGAUUGAUUUUGAGGUGGCAAGAGUGUAUCAGGAUGGAUAUGUAUCUGAGGUGAGGAGAAAAUAAAGCUAUUACUCUAGGACGGUUUUAUUUUCUUCUCUGGUACCCAGUUUUUGCAGUAGGAGGGAUAAUAGGAUAGCAGUUCUUAACAUCAGGCAGCCCUACAUAUUAAGGAGGGGGUGAAAUGAGAACACUCUGGUUUUGUUCUGUGGUCUCAGCACUUGGUGUUCUCUCUCAUUCCCAAUUCUUUGGGAGGUAUUUUCUGAGCCUGUAGAAGGUUUCUGCAUCUUCUUUAAGAACUUUGAGAAUCAUUCUUUCUUAAAGCAAUCAGAACUUCAGCUAGCACUGUUUGGUGGAGUUCUGCUCAUGUCUUUGUUAUAUCCUCAGCUGUAUCACUCUCUCAUUACUUUGAUAAGAUGAGGUUACACUGCACCAUUAUUUUUUUUUCAGCCAACAAGCUAAAAGGAAACAAAACCCUUGAAAAGCAACAGGGUUCAAUUUUCACUGUCAACAAUGAGACCUCUCCUCAUUGAAAUCCCUGGCAAACGUCCCAAUAGUUACAUCUGAAUUUCUCCCUCCUUAAAACAAUAUUCUUUCUUUUGUGCUUUAUUCUCUGCUUGUCAGAAUCAGCCGAUUAUGAGCUCCAGCAGAGAUGACAUUUUAUCUUCAGUAAGCAGGAAGGAGGCAUGAAUUAGAGCUUAGAAAAAAUGUUCAAUAAUUAGCCACCAAGGAAGGAAAACAUCCAAAAAAAGUGCAGAGAGGAAUUGACUUACUUCAUUUGACUGGGCUUGAAAGUUCAGCUGUAAUGACAGUGGUUAAGUUCAUGAUGAUGAUUUGGUGACAAGGAAGUUAGUUUAUCCCAGGUGAUGUGUAUUAUUUUUUUUAUCCAAGAUGAAGUGACUGCGUGCUGCUGCUGUGUGUCAGAAUCAUAGCUAUUAGGUAUUCCACGUAUACUGCACACUCACGCAGAGUGUCAUGCGUGAUGGCCCAAGUUGAUCACACACUAACCCUUAAGACAGAGUUUGGAUAAGUCUGUGGAAGGCGUUACUGCUUUCUCUAAAGCCUUUGUUAUUAUGAAUAACAAUGAUGGACACAGUCUUGAACAAUAUGGUGGAUUGUGACAGCUGGCAUUAAUAGGCUGAAUGCCUAUAUUUUAGCUGAAGCUAUGGGAAGUGUGUCUGAGGCUGUGCUGUACUAUCCUAUCUUGAUACUAUCCUAUCUUUAGUAGUGAUUGGUGGCAUGAAUGCUGCUGAUCCUGCGUCAUCCACUUCUGCACCUCUGUUACAACUCCAUCCUGCCUUAGGUGCAGCUUUAAUGACAAGGUGUUUGUGGGCAUAGCUCAUGUAACAUGCAUAUUACACAUCCCUCACUCAUGGCUGGGUGCGGUAUUUAAAUGUGCUCUAGCUUCAAUUCCUUGUGGCUGUUUGGUUUCUAUUGUUGUUCUGACAAGCUGUUUUUAAUACUAACUUGCUUCUGACAUGCUGACCUCACCUUAUCUCUGUUGUUGGUACUGCAGAAGAGAGGAUCCAGUGAAAUGACUUUUCUGUGCGGCUAUGGAAGCCAUUGGGACCUACAGACUUGAUUUUCCUCUGUGAGCAGGUCCUAAUCUAUCUGGCUGUCCCUGAAGAAAUCUCCAUCUAAUAACUUUGGACUUUCAGUUUUAUCAUUUUAAUGUUUCAUAGUGCCUGUGGGACAUAUAUGUCAAAAGGCCUCACAUCUUGGAGGAUGCUUCUCAGUGGCUAUCAUGAGCUGAUACAUCUAGGACUUUAUGAAGGAGGACCUUAAAUUUGAUGGGAAUAACAAGGGCAGCUAAUAAAAUGAGCACAGCAUUAGCAAAGAGAAGUGUUCAGAAGCUUCUCAUGCACUGGUACCUGGUCAGUUUCCCAAGCAACUGUAGAGUUUGGGGUCUUUAAACUCUUCCUUCUGUUGCCACUGGUGUGGAGUCAGGCUUUAACUCACUUCCAGUAGGUGCCAGCAUAGCUAUCAGGCGUGGGUGUGAAGAGAUAAGGCUGCUGAUGGUCAGAAGGGUCACGGCAAGGUGCCAUAAUAAAAGUUUAACCAUUUUAGAGGGAAAACAGCCCCAUAAACAUUUAUACCAGUUUUGGUUUGGUUUGGUAUGCUAAUAAAGAUGCAUUUAUUCCAUGUGUAUAACUUUGCCUGCAUAGAAACGCUUUGCUUUAAUGGUUUACAAGUUUCUCUGUAUUAGUAAAAUGUUCCUUAUAGUCAUUUAGACUUGGUGUCAUCUUUAUAGCCUAUGCGUGUAGUUCUGCCUCCUGGAACAACUGGAACAAAAGACACGCAGGCCUCUCCUGCAGGAGCCAUAAACACAGUUCUUGCUCUAACACUGGACAGAGCUGCUUCGUGAUCUCUGUCUUCCUGUAAGUCUUCUUCCAUCUAACCUUCUUUUUUUUUCCUAUUCCCUGCAUUUCUACCUUAAACUUGGUUGCUUGUGAAAAAUCUAAGGAUAAAUCCAAGUAGCUACUCUAGCUACUACUCUUUUCCGCCUCUGUUUUAAAAUAGCAAGAAAAAUGGACAGCGAAAAGGCUUGGCGAGAUGAGGUGGCUUAACCCAUGGAGUAUGGCGGUGGCUGCAAGUAAUGCAUGGCAUCUUGAACUCUUCCUAUAGAGACUUUCUCCCCAGGUGCUGAUAUAUCAACGACUCUCGAAGUGCAACCUAUUAGCAUGUUUCACUAUAGCAGUCUAAUGAGUUGCAGUAAUCCAGCCUGGAGGUCAGAGAUGAAAGGCUUGCUGCAGAAGCUGCUUAUUGAACUUCAUUCCCCCAUCUUUAGAAGGUCAGAAAACUCAUCCACCAGGAGAACGACCUUUGCCAGGUCACAGAGACAGGGCAGUUUGGCCUGUGCAAAUCUGAAUUCUGAAACCCGUCUUGGAAGCAGAUAGCAGUGAUUUCAUGUUUUCAGUAAGACAAGGCUACUCUGUAUCUUUGUUAGUUUAAAAGGCUAACAUAGUAAAUCCUGCAUCUUUUAAAAUGAAAUUGAAUGUAGAGUAGAAUAUUUUCAGAUUAGUAUGCUGGUAGGUUUGGACUGCAGUACCUCGUUGGACUCAAUGAGAUUGUAUUUUUACACAUCUGCUCCAGUCCAUCAGGAUGAACUAGUGAAAUGGCAAUAGAAAAUACGCAACAAAGGAACUGUUAAUACUGAGACAAUUUAGUUAGCCUUUUUGGCUUCUAGAAAAAAAUACCUGAAUAGAGAAUACAAAAAAACCAAACCCAACCUAAAAAACCCUUGGCAAAAACUGCAGCUUGCUUAGGCUUCCUGAGACUUUAGAGAUUCUGCUGCAAAGGUGCCUGAUAAAGCUGUGUGUGAUUUGUAGAAAGGAGAGUGAAAAAAGGGAAUCUGUAUCUGUAUUUCUCAUCCCCGACAACCCAAAACUAGUCACCUAGGAAACUUAAGAUCUUGCAGCAUUCUUUCCUUUAGUAUAAACAAUGUUUUAAAACCCUACUAUUGUAAUUAAUUUUGAAAGUAACACAUGCAGAUUUGCACACUGUGGAACACAAAGGUGAAGUGUUUGAGGUCCCUCCAUGUGAGAGGUUUCAGCUGUUUGCUCUUUCAAAGCAAUUUAGAUUGUGGCCAAAGCUUUGUGGAAGAGAGCAAAUCACCUUCUCUGCACCUCCUCUUCUCAUUUCAUAGGUGCCACGGGUUGGGGUUUUGUUCCUUCUACUUCCUUUGAUUUACACUGUCACAUAGACAAAUCAGAGCCUACCCUUUAUUUAUUGCAGCUUGCAAGACUGUGCUACAGACUUAAUUUAGGAUAUGGACUCAAAUCCUUCCCUGAAGCAGAGUAUAGUACUUUGUCAUUUGCAAACACUUGGAAGCACAGUGCUUCAGAGUUCCUGUAAACAAGAAUAAAUUCAAAGAAAAUUUUGAAUUACAUGUGUAGUUUGAAUGAAUACAUUGGAAUCAGAGUAGCACACAGCAAGAUGAAUCUAUCCAUCAUGGGCAUUUAGUGUAAAGCCUGUAUUUGCUUUUCUUUACUAUCCACAUAGAUUCGAUCAACAUAGCAGUUCUGUCAUUUGCUAAAUACAUGGGCUCUGCUCUCCGGGACACCAGCUCAUCAGUUACCAAGUGAGCAGCCUGUCAUAGGGCCUGUGUGGAUCAUUUGUAACUGUCACCUACCCAGAGAUCAGAAUCUUCCCAGAGUCCAGUCCUUUGAUGGCCUGGAAAUAAGCAAGCUGUACCUAAUAACAGGCCUUGCUGGCUGGAAGAGAUGGUGCUGGACCUGAAGCCUAGAGAUGAAAUUGGCAAGUUUGGGUCUCUUGAAGUUAGAUGAUAAGUAUCAGCCUGCAGCAUGGGAAUUUUACAUUUUUGUAUUCCUCUUCCAUUGAUGUCUGAGGACACAAACAAUCACUUCAAAUCACUAUCUUUGUAAUUCUCUCUCUUGGAUCACGGUCUGCUGUGUUUCUUUAGAGGAGCUGCCAGAAAGGCAUGGAAAUCACAUCACAAACAUGGGCCAACAUCUAGGCAAAAUCUAGGCACAACAAACAAGUGCUAAGCAAGCUGUGUUACCUGAGCCGACCCCAGCCCCAACUCUGGAAUGUUGUAUCAAGCUCUUUCAGAUGCCAAACAACAUGCGAGUUACAGGAUGCAUUUUUGUUGUUGUUGUUCAGGUUUUUUUACUUUGGUUUGUUUUUUUUCUUCCAUAUUCUUUCUCUCUGGAAAGCUAGGAGUUUACAUCUUUUCCUGAGUCUGUUGAUGCUUCCCCUUGCUUUGUUUUCUGGUCCUUUGUAAGUUCCUUAAAUAUGGUCAGAAUGAUAAUUUUUCUUCUUCACCCACGGUUUAGUGCUUGCAGGUCCUGCUGUGUUUCCUUGUCCUUUUCUUCUUAGUUCUCUGCACAGAGUCAAGGAGGUUUCAUAAUGAUGAUGCUGCACAGCAAACAGUUUUAAUGUUAUUUUACUCUCCUCUAGCCUAAAACCUGCUUUGACAUGUAUCGUGUCUUUGAUCUCUAAUCAAGUCUACUUGAGAUCUGUUUUAUUUUCUGUCUUCUUAAGAUUAUUCCUUUUAUUAAAUGUGUAGCUGAUACACUUAACUUCAACAAAGCAGGAAUUUUAUAGUGGCGGCACGUAGUUCUAAGCCAAAAUUUCCCAGGGAUUUUGUAGUAAAGAUUAAGUGCUCUUUGAGGAUGUGUUGAAAUACCUCUGGUUAUUUGGAUUAUAGAUUCCCGAAAUAUUGUUGAUAUUAUAGGCCUUGGGAGCUAUAAUACUUCUUUGGGAGCAUCUGUAGUCUGUCACUCCAGUAAUGCAUGUCAAUAAAAGAGCUAGGGUGACCUAGAUCAUUUCAGUUAUGUAUCUCUCUAUCCCUUCCUUCUGUUACUAGUGAGUAGAGGGGAAAUUUUAGCA
Cuculus canorus (common cuckoo) is the source of this 14469-nucleotide messenger RNA. It is a transcript of the gene OMA1, whose product is annotated as OMA1 zinc metallopeptidase. Gene Ontology annotation, molecular function: metalloendopeptidase activity. Gene Ontology annotation, cellular component: mitochondrial inner membrane. The coding region runs from base 310 to 1902 and encodes 530 amino acids. NCBI's taxonomy places the organism in Eukaryota, Metazoa, Chordata, Aves, Cuculiformes, Cuculidae. Gene Ontology annotation, biological process: protein quality control for misfolded or incompletely synthesized proteins; mitochondrial protein processing. The transcript has 9 exons. The record is from RefSeq and is a predicted model, not a curated record.